UAAAAACCUGGCAGGUGGCAGUAGCCUCAAUGCAGACGAAUUCAAAUUUUUUUCCUUUAAUUUUCAGAAGUAGAAGAAGUUGAAUUGAAACAACAAGAUGUUCAAUAAACCCUUUCGUGUCAAGUCAAAUACUCCAAUAAAAGGAUCGGAAAGGAAGAAAUUAAAAGCAGAGCUUCAGAAAUGUUAUCCUACUAUAACGGAAGAAGAUCUAGUGCUAGCAAUCCCUAACAAAGAGGAGAUGUCUGUAAUGAAGAUUGAAACUCAUGGAGGAGAAGUUGUCACUGCUCAUGUGGUUGGCAAAAAGCCAAUCGUUUUUCAUAUCAGAGAUAAACUUUAUCCCACAGUGUAUUUAUUGUGGAUACUUCCCAAUAAGCUUGUCCACUACUUCACAACCUGGAAUGAGGUUGUUCCAAAAUUCAGCAAUGGAGCUGAUCUUAUGUUACCUGGAAUUAUUAUCAAAGAAGAACUGGGACUCAGAGCUUAUGGAAGGUUGAAUAAAGGUGUCACAGUUGCCAUUAACAGCAACACAAAUUCAGCAGCCGUUGCUGUAGGGAACACAGCUCUCUCAAGUGAAGAUAUGUACAUGGCUGGAAGAAGAGGUAGAGGUGUUGAGAUACUGCACUGCAUUGGUGACUUUCUCUGGCAAGUUGGAACAAAAGAAUCUCCUCCUGAUCUGGGGCCUCCAGGAUGUCAGUCUGAUGCUGAUAGAAAAGAAAUUCCUCCACAAGAGGCAACUGCUAGUACUGAAGAACAAACUGAAACAUCAGAAACGAAACAACCAGACGCACCCGACGCAAACCACGAAUCCUUGUCAGAGGCUAAAGAAUCUACAGAAGCUGUAGUUGAGCAAAAAAAUCCCCAAGAAACUAUGGAUGACCUGCUCAAUUACUGCUUUUUCAAAGCACUUAAAACCACUGCUAAGAAGAUUGAGCUUCCAGUGCUUACUAGUAAUUUCUACCGAUUGCAUAUUGUACCAUCCUGUCCGUCGGAAAAGACACUCGAUAUCAAGAAGUCUUCGUACAAGAAACUUUCUAAGUUCUUAGAUGUUCUGACGAAGGAGGGCGUCAUUGAAGUAAAAGAAUUCACUAAAGGCGUUGAAAGCAUUUCCGCUAUCCGAUACGAUCACGAGAGGGUUCGCAGUUUCCGUGUCGAUAUCAAUGACAAACAAGAUCAUCAACCUGUAUUGGAGAAGGUUGGUGAAAUGGAAAAGUAUCUUCCGCCAGUUAUAACUCGGAUGUAUGCGGUCAACGCCGUUUGUUUGCCACUUUUCACCGGAACUUACCGGAAGGGAUCAAAUUUGACAACACAGCAAAUCCGUCAAUACUUAACGGAAUAUGUCCGAGCAAACCAAUUGCAAAGUGCAACCAAUCCAAGUCAAGUGACAUUAGAUCCGAUUUUAAGCGAUGUCGUGCUUAAAAAGGGCGAAGUAGUUCCUUCACUAAGCUGGGAAGAAUUAAUGAACCGAAUUCUGACGAAACUUUCGACAGUUUAUGAGAUGAUUUUCCCUCACCAGACAGCUCCCGUCAUUGUAAAAGGAGAAUUGGAGCCUGUGGAGAUAACUACGGCAUCGAGAGCGGGUAAUAAAAAAGUUACUCUGAUCUCUGGUCUAGAGACGUACAGGAUUGACUUAGAUGAAUUUGCUCACAGGUGCCAAGUGGGUGUGGCUGCCAGCACUACAAUAACCAACUCCCCAGCCAAAAAGGGUCAAGUAGUAUUGGUGCAGGGUAAUCAAAUUGGUUUUGUCGGAAACCUCCUUAUUGACGAAUAUGGAAUUCCCAAGCAAUUCAUCCAAGGUUUCGACUUGAAGAAAGCCAAAAGUAAAAAAUGAUGGUCUGAAAAAUUGUAUAUGAGAAUGAACUCAAUAAAAACAGAAUUAAUACCUUG
This is a messenger RNA of Daphnia magna, 1884 nucleotides long. It is a transcript of the gene eIF2D, whose product is annotated as eukaryotic translation initiation factor 2D. Gene Ontology annotation, molecular function: translation initiation factor activity; RNA binding. Gene Ontology annotation, biological process: formation of translation preinitiation complex; translational initiation. Bases 98 to 1828 code for a protein of 576 amino acids. NCBI's taxonomy places the organism in Eukaryota, Metazoa, Arthropoda, Branchiopoda, Diplostraca, Daphniidae. The transcript is spliced from 6 exons. The record is from RefSeq and is a predicted model, not a curated record.